CGUCUUCCCGGCGGCUGGGAGCAGGUCGAGCCAGUCUGCAGUCCGUGCGCCUCUCUGGGCAGGGAGCGGAGCCUUCCUCGCAGGCGCGCGCUGCCCGUGUCCCAGCCAGGAUUACUUGACAGCCAGCCGCCCCCCGUGAGGGCGGGACGCGCAGCCCGGCACACAAAGACCUCCCUUUUCUGCCUAGCCCCUGCCGGCAGUUUGGAGACCUGCGCGUGUCCUGCAGUAGGCGGGAAUAGCCGGGAACGGUGUGACUCCUCGGGGAAGCGGCGGGCCUUUUUCCUCUCUCCGUUCGCUUCUUCGCUCCCGCCAAGGCAAUAGCAGUUCGGUCCUCGCUCGCUCAUGGCUCGCGGGAAAGCAAAGGAAGGAGAUGGCAACUGGAAGAAAUUCAUCUGGAACUCGGAGAAGAAGGAAUUCCUGGGGAGGACCGGCGGCAGCUGGUUUAAGAUCCUCCUCUUCUAUGUGAUCUUCUACGGCUGCCUGGCAGGCAUCUUCAUUGGGACCAUUCAAGUCAUGCUGCUCACCAUCAGCGAAUUCCAGCCCAAGUAUCAGGACCGAGUUGCACCCCCAGGACUGACAAAUGUUCCCCAAGUACUUAAAAUGGAGAUUUCUUUCAAUCCUUCUGAACCCAGCACCUACAAGAAAUACACAAAUCUACUUGACCAAUUCCUUGUACCUUAUAAUAUAUCACAGCAGAAAGAUACAGAUAUGGAGUUUGAGUCCUGUGGGGAAAUGCCUUCUGCGUCCAAAGACAGAGGUGCCUAUGACUCCUCUAGAGGCAAGCUACCAUCUUGCAAGUUCAAUCGCGCCUGGCUGGAAAAUUGCUCUGGACUAAAUGACCCUCAUUAUGGCUAUAAAGAUGGAAAGCCCUGUGUCAUCAUCAAGCUCAACAGGAUUCUGGGCUUCAUACCAAAGCCUCCAGCAAAUGAUUCCCUUCCGGCUGACCUACAAGCAAAAUACAAUGCUUAUAUCAUUCCUGUUUACUGCACUGCUAAGAAAGAGGAAGAUCUUGACAAAAUUGGCCCUGUGCAAUACUAUGGCAUGGGUGGCUAUGGCGGAUUUCCUCUACAAUACUACCCGUAUUAUGGCAAGCUCCUCCAGUCCAAGUAUCUCCAGCCCCUUUUGGCCGUGCAGUUCACCAACUUGACCUAUGACGUGGAGUUGCGUAUCGAAUGCAAGGCCUACGCUCAGAACAUCCAUUACAGUGACAAGGAUCGUUUCAUGGGACGUUUUGAUAUGAAAUUUGACAUAAAAAGCAGCUGAUUACAAGCAGAGUUUGUUUCUUCUUUUUCCUCUUAGCCAUUUAAAAAGUAUAUAAAAAAGACAAAAACCUACUAGUCUUGAACAAAACUGUCAUACGUAUGGGACCUACACGUAAUCUAUAUGCUUUACACUAGCUUUCUGCGUUUAACUAGGUUAGAAUGUAAACUUUAAAAAGUGUAGCAAUAGCGACAAAGAUAUUUAUUCUACUGUAAAUUAAAAAAACACAGAAUUGAGCCUUGGGACAUGCCCAUUUCUACUGUAAAUUAUGAUUCCAUAAUUGACUUGUAGUAUGCAGUGUUUCUGCCCCCUAAGUAUUGCUGCCUUGUGAAUUUUAUUUAGUGUACAGUACUAUAGGUGCAUAACUCUGGUCAUUUUUCAAGCCAUGUAUUAUUGUACCUGUUUUCUACUUUCUGUGAGCAACAAUUUGCUGUCCAAGGUGUAAAUACUCAGUGGGACUAAAACUGGCAUGGUACUUUUAAUUGUUAUUAUUUCUUCAUUUUCAAAAAGUAAAGGCCCACCUGUGAGAUUACUCAACAGCACUCCAUUGAGCCUUUUUCCCUGUGGUCUUAGGACUUUAGUGAGGUGGCAGGGAAAAUUAUCUUGACUUUAAAGCAAAGCUAGGGAGAACAGGUGAUUGUGUACUGUGCUUUGUAGUGAAUGGUGUCUUUCCUUUCUCUCUUGUUCCCCUUCUUCCUUCAGUAUGUUCUAAAGUUGUGUGUGAGACCCAAGUCAGCCUGUCACUCUCAUUAGUGAUGGGAAUAAUUAUUUUGCUUUGUAUAUUCUUUUCCUGCUAGAGGCAUCAUAUGCUGUGGUGCUGUCUUUAAUGAAUGUUUUAACCAUUUUCAUGGUGGAAGAAUUUUAUAUUUAUGCAGUUGUACAAUUUUAUUUUUUCUGCAAAAGAAAGUGUAAUGUAUAAAAUAAACCAAAGCCACAUGUUUGAAAAUAAAUCUUUAUUUUAAACUUUAUGAGAAGCAAUGCAGUUACCCCAUCAACUGGUGUUAAAUGUUGUCUAAAGUGCAAAACUCUAUGUUCUAACAUAUGUAAUAGCCAGGAGUACAGUGCUCUUGUUGAUCUUGUAUUUCAGUCAGGUUAAAACAUUGGACAAUAAAUGAAUAAAUACACAUCGCCCA
Messenger RNA from Varanus komodoensis (Komodo dragon), 2393 nucleotides. It is a transcript of the gene ATP1B1, whose product is annotated as ATPase Na+/K+ transporting subunit beta 1. The transcript has 6 exons. Gene Ontology annotation, cellular component: sodium:potassium-exchanging ATPase complex. The coding region runs from base 343 to 1263 and encodes 306 amino acids. The record is from RefSeq and is a predicted model, not a curated record. Gene Ontology annotation, biological process: potassium ion import across plasma membrane; intracellular sodium ion homeostasis; intracellular potassium ion homeostasis. Lineage: Eukaryota; Metazoa; Chordata; Lepidosauria; Squamata; Varanidae. Gene Ontology annotation, molecular function: ATPase activator activity.